AUGAGUUGCUAUAUUACUAACACAUUUUUGGGCAAUUAAUUAAAUUCAAUAAUUUGCUAAAAAAAUAUCUGACCUUAAUCAGGAUUAUAUAAAAUUAUUAUAUCGACUAGCUUAUGGUGAUUAUCUAAAAGAUUUGCUGGUAACUAUGAUAUAUAUUACGUAAAUCAGUGAAAUAAAAACCGUUGAAGUAUAACGUCGAAAAUGAGAACGAGAAAUCUAUUUUGUAACGUGUCAAAUAACAGUGAAAAAGUAAAUUUAGUUGUGUUGGAGCGCACUUGUUGCUUGCGUGCGUCGCAUUUCUAAGAACUAUUUAUAAAAGUAUUGGAGUAAUAGCCACUACUUUCGAUUUUCGCCCCCUAUUUGAUACCGCAGAAGUAGCGACAUAUGUGAUUGUCUCGAGAACUAGUACAGAGCCGCGGAAUACGUUGUACGAAUAGAUUAAGAGUGGACGUGUGUGGCUCAGCAUGAAGAAAAACGUCAAAAUUGGAAUAAUUUCAUAGUUAAAGUGUAAAAGUGCAAGAAAAUAGUGCGUGGGGUGUGUGUAGUACAGUGUAUAUAAUGUAAAUAAUGCCUUUAUUAACUUUGGGAACUUGAAAAUUAUUUGUAAACAAACUGCGAGUUUCGUUCAAGAUGGCUGGACUUUGAAGACACUCUUUGUCCGUAUGUCAUUAUGAAAGUUGAGCUUAUCGCUCAGGAUAGAAGGAUAGAGUGGGAAUGCGUGACAUGUUCAUCCAAUCCCAUCAGUCGGUUACGAAUAGCAACAACAACGGGGCAGUCCAACCAAAAAAGCGUAAGGCAGAACAUUAUACAAACAGUACCGGUAUUGUUAGCGGCAACGCAAGCGCGGAAUUUACGUUCGUCGAUCAAGUAUUUUCUGUAAACGACGGCGGUACGCAAAACUUCGAUUCUUCAACAACUUCUUUGACCAAUAACAUUGUUAAUAAUCAAACUAACAAUAGUCAUAAUGGCAGUCCAUCUCGCAGUAAUCAACAACCUUUCGUGCGAGCGUCGACCAUCAAACUGUUAGAUACGUAUCAGCGCUGCGGCCAAAAAAGAAAAACUUGGACGCCGGAGGGUAAUGGUAAUAGCUGCGGGGAAGAGGUCAUCCCCAAUACAGAUUGUCCAAUAUCAACAACCACGACGGCCCACAGCAAGGUUACAGCGGCUCCGGGGGGCACCAACCCCCAGCCGCAAGGGUCGGCCGCUACUAGUGGAGCCGACGGAGAUUAUCAAUUGGUACAACAUGAGGUGUUAUAUUCCAUGACUAAUCAGUACGAGGUACUGGAGUUUUUGGGUAGAGGUACGUUCGGCCAAGUGGUCAAAUGUUGGAAGAAAGGUACAAACGAAAUAGUCGCCAUCAAGAUUCUCAAGAAUCAUCCUUCUUAUGCCAGACAAGGUCAAAUAGAAGUGAGCAUAUUAUCCAGACUUAGUCAAGAAAAUGCGGACGAAUUUAACUUCGUCAGGGCGUACGAGUGUUUCCAACACAAAAAUCACACGUGUCUUGUGUUUGAGAUGCUCGAACAGAACCUUUACGAUUUCCUGAAACAGAACAAAUUCAGCCCCCUGCCUCUCAAAUACAUCAGGCCUAUUUUGCAGCAGGUUUUAACGGCGUUGCUCAAACUUAAGCAAUUGGGGCUCAUCCAUGCCGAUUUGAAACCUGAAAAUAUCAUGUUAGUUGAUCCGGUGCGACAGCCGUACCGUGUGAAAGUAAUAGAUUUUGGCAGCGCUUCGCACGUCAGUAAGGCAGUGUGUAAUACGUACCUACAAUCUAGGUAUUACAGGGCACCGGAAAUUAUUUUGGGAUUACCAUUUUGUGAGGCAAUCGAUAUGUGGUCCCUGGGAUGCGUCGUCGCGGAACUGUUCCUGGGAUGGCCUCUAUAUCCAGGAUCAUCGGAGUACGAUCAAAUAAGGUACAUAAGCCAAACUCAAGGUUUGCCUACAGAACACAUGUUGAACAACGCCUCCAAGACGACGAAAUUUUUCUACAGAGAUAUGGAUAGUACUUAUCCUUUCUGGAGGUUGAAAACACCCGAAGAACACGAAGCUGAAACUGGUAUCAAGUCCAAAGAAGCGCGAAAAUAUAUUUUUAAUUGUUUAGACGACAUUGGGCAAGUUAAUGUACCAACUGAUUUAGAAGGUGGUCAAUUGUUGGCUGAAAAAGUUGACAGAAAAGAAUUUAUAGAUCUGCUGAAGAGGAUGUUGACAAUGGACCAGGAAAGACGGACAACACCUGGUGAAGCCUUAAAUCAUGCUUUUGUUCGAUUGGCUCACUUAGUAGACUACGCACAUUGUAAUAAUGUGAAAGCUAGUGUACAAAUGAUGGAGGUUUGUCGAAGGAAUGAUUACAAUAAUACAACAUCCUCAUCCCACCAUCAACCGGCGCAACAAGCACCAUCUUUGGUCGCCAAUUUCGUUCCAAAUUCAAAUGGUAACGUCACGUUCACCAUAAACAACCAGCUAUCUAACCAGGUUCAGAGGCUCGUGCGGGACAGAUCCGGAUAUGAUAAUCUGUAUCAAAUAUAUAACGGUAGAACUGUCGGUAGACAAUAUGCCACUAGUAGUAGGGCAGAUCCAUUCCAACAUCAACUUGUCUCGAGCAUUUUAUGUCCUGCUGGUUAUCAAGGUAUGGGUGGUUCGCCUGCAAAACAUGUAACCGUGGUUCAACAACAACAAUUGCAGAUACAACCUCCGAUUUUAAGCCAACCGGGUCAACAACAAUAUGUGCCGGUUAGUGUGGUCGAACCUAGUGGUAGACAAAUGCUAUUAACCAAUGCCGUACAGACAUCCUGGCCGACAAAUCGUCAACAAAUGGCUAUAGUUCCUUCGUGGCAGCAACUUCCACCUCAACAUGCCGCCAUACAACAACCUCUACUAUCCGAAGCCGAAUGGGGUCGUCCAUUGUUGGUCGAUUCGUCUGCCAUCCUUCAAGAACAGCGCCCCGUAUUUCCAGUGGAUGUCACAGCGGAAGUUUAUAAUCCAACUAUAGUCGAUCAUACAGGAGCCUCGUGGAGUAGCAAAAGGAGUUCCAAAAAUCAUCAUAGUCAACAAUCUGGAGGACAUCAUAGCCAUCAUCAUUUAAUGGUACCGUCUCACCAUAGAUCUCAACACGAUAAAAAAGAACAAACGCAACUGAGUCCAGUUAAGAAACGAGUAAAGGAAGGCACUCCACCAUCAGAGCAGAUCAGUUACUCGAGCAGUAGCAGCAGAAGGAAUCACAGUCCCACAAAUCAAUGGCAUCAUUCGUCAUCUCAUCAAGUUUCUUCUCAUGAUCAUCAUACUCAAACGGUUCAUCAUCACCAUCACCACCACCACCACAACAAUAGUAGUGCCGCCGCGGUCGCUGCGAUUCCUUCGAAACAACACACUAUUACCAUUAACGAUACACCAUCGCCUGCAGUUUCUGUUAUAACAAUAUCCGAUAGCGAAGAUGAAGUAACUCCAGGGAAAAAAUCUAUACACACUACCACUCAAACUCAACCAUUAGCACCGCCCCCGCCGGUAGCAGCGGUUCAAAGAAAGAAUGUCAUUAGUUGUGUUAGCGUUCAAGAUAGCGACAACGAGGAAAGGAAUUCGGCUAAGGUUAGCAAGGCUACAAGUCAUACGCAUAGCUACAAUCCUGUCAUCAAAAACGAACCUUGUCAAAAUCAAAGCAGUAGUCACAACAGUAAUACCAGCAGCAUCAAUUAUGCUUCACAGAAGAAAAGAAUAUUGGCAAAAGCACAAUCUGAAUGUAUGUUAAAUGUUCCAACAAAACAAGAACCGACUGAUUACAAUUAUUUACAACAUUGCGGAUCUGCAUGCAAGGAACCUGUACAGUCCUAUCAGUAUGUCAGUACAUCUCAGCACGAUCAACCGACGUAUUCAACAAGCGAUAAAAGAGUCUCCUGGGCUCCACCUGUAGCCCAUAACACCUCGAGUCACUCUAGACGACAUUCUGCAGUACCUGUAGUCAGUCUACAAGAAUACGCAGUACCCGCUCAACCUCAUAAUGAGUAUAUUCAACCGCCGGCGGCUCAUUCUACCAGAGAUACCUUAACCGUCGCCAGAGAACAACAUUUAUUAGCUCCCGGAAAGAGUUGGGGACCACCACAAGCUAUACAUCCCAGUUAUAGACACGGCCAGGCUCAUCUGUCACCCCAACCGUUAUCGGCUGCUCCAAGGCUAUCGCCCCAACAUCCGUUGGCAGCGGCAGCCGGUCAGCCACUUUACCAUCAAACUGAACUUUAUCGAAGACCCGUCUACGUAACUACCACCCAACCCGCCUAUCUGCCUACUACGCACCAGGUAGCGCCAGCUGGCCGCGCGCUACCUCCGCCACCAGCACACCAUUCGAGUGCUAGACCAGUUUUAGCCAGCCACGCCAGCCAUCCGUUACCCGCCCAUUUGCAGUUUCCGUCGCAUGCUCAAGUGGCGGCAGCUUCAUAUGGAUUCGCUCCACUUAGCCCUGCCAAGAGUCAUCAAUAUCAACCUGCAAGUUUGUGGUUCGCCGAAUGAUAACGAAAUAAAAAUAUAUAUAAAAAUUGAAGAAAAAAAAACUAUAGGAUCUAAACUGGACGCCGCUCAAAUUUUGGUCCGGUUUUACAAAAGUUGUAUUUAAUUUUGGUUGUUAGUUUUAUGUUUGGUAUUACUUACGUUUAGUUGUAUUUUGGUAUUUUACGGGAAAUUCCCAAAUAUAUAAAUGAAUAGUUUGCGUAUUUUACUAAAUAACAAAUUUGAUAUAGUUGGUACUCAUAGACAUUUAAUUUUUAUUUAAAUUAUUUAAAAAAUCCAAAUUUUGCUAAACGUAUUUACGACCAAAUUAGUGUUACUGAAUAGUGCCUAUGUUUUAAUCAUAUUAUUUUAUUUUUCAUGUAUUGUGUGUUGGAUUUUUAAAAAUGUUUAGAAUUUCACAACUUAUUUUAUAACGCAAUCGUAAUUUGUAUAAGAGGGUAGUUUUGUGCAAUUCGAUUGUUUAUUAUUCGCAACCCUUUCGCUGUGUGUAUAAUUCGUUAUUCUAUUGCUAUCGGUCUUUCUAUUAAGUUUCCGAUACCUUCCUUCCGUCCAAUUUUCUUCGAUAAAUCCAUUUUCAAAUCCGGCUCGAAGGACCAGAAAUAAGAAUAUUCGGUAUUGCAUAAAUUGCGUCUUAUAGAAAGUUUUAAAAAGCGAAAGGGUUGAUUCGAUUGAAAAAUAUUUUAUAAGGGGCUUAAUUCUUAACAAUGUUUGGCGUUUUUCUUAUUUUUUUAAUUUAAGGUAUUCUAUCUUGCUAUUUAUACAAAACAAAGGGUAUUAAUAUAUGUUUAACUUGAUUGUUUUAUUUUAAUUUUAGAUUAUUUUCUGGUGUUUUUUUUUGUAAAUAUUUAGAUGUUACACUGGAAAAUAACCCGCAUCUCAUUUAUAUACUUAUACUGCCUCCAUAUCAAAAUAAAAACAGUUUAAUUGGACGUCCGCUCCUAAUUAUAGUGGAUCUUAUAAGCAUUUUUUUUCUUAAAUUAUAUUUAGAAUAGUUUCAUUGAAAGUAAUCUUUUAAUUUUUGUUCCGCUAUUUUAUUUUUUAUUAUAUAGCCUAUGUGUUUCGGUGUAUAAUCCAAUUGAUAAUUUAGACGCCGAAGUAGCUGGCAUUCCUUUUUGUUAACCUUAAUUUUAGAUGUAAUCUCUUCUGGACACGAAGAUGUAGCAAUUUAGUUUAUUAUUAACGGGCUUGUUUUAAAGCUUGUAUAUUUUAUGUAGUAGCAAUCACUUCUUUCAUUUUUCAAUACUUGAUGUUAUAAUUACAUUGAAAAUGGAAAAGAUGAAACCUGAAACGCGUGUACAUAGUUAGUUCGUUGCUUUAUUUGUAAUCUUGAUGUGACAUUUGGCGUCCGAAACGCCAAUAUAAUCAUUAGAUAAAAUGUAAAAUUUUGAACGAUUUCAAGAAAUUCAACCACCAAAUGAAAACGAUGAGUGAUUCUUUCGGUUUUAUACAAAUUAUAUGUACCUGGAAUUUUUCUAUAAAAAUAUUUUCCAUCCCAUAGAAACAUCAAUUUUUUUUUCUUUCAAACUAUUGACUAGCAGAACAGUGUCUCUAUUUACUGCUAUCCAUUCUGUUACUUCCGUAUAUUGCCACUAACUGGGAUAUUGAGCUUUUUCGAUAUCAAUAAAUCAUAUACAAAUAGAGUAAUGAAAACAUUCCAUGGGAUCAUCCUCAAAAUGGAAUCGAUACCUAGUUAAGUAUAUAAAUCUUUUUAAUAUAUUUGGAGAACGCAAUCGUAGUUUGCUCUACACCUUAAAAUGACUACUAGCGCUUCUUUGGUUCCAAUAUUGUUAGGAAACACUAAUUUGAUCCCUGAUGUGGUUCAGUUUCCUAAACGUUUUGUAAUGAGAACAUUCCUUGGGAUCAUCCUCAAAAUUGAUUCGAUACAGGGUUUAUAUUUACCUAGUUAAGUAUAUAAACGUUUUUAAUAUAUUUGGAGACCAAAAGUUUAGAACAGUUUAAUGUUUGAGCGUUUCAAACAUUUCUUGAAGUCAUUGAUACAUAUAUACUUGAAAAAAAUUCGAGUCAACGAGUUUUCCACUUAACAAGAAGUUCUAGAUACAUGAUUUAACUGCUGAAAUUUCUACUUACAAAGGCGCGAUUUCUAAGUAUGUUUUUUUAUUUGUAAGGUUAUAUUCAUAUUAAAACAAAUUAUAUAUUAAUAAGGUAAAGUGUACACUAAAAAAAUUCUUGUGAUUUAAACAAUUUUAUCAUAUUCAAGCUUGUCGAACGCUUUUUCGAGGUCAAUAAAACAUAUAGAUAGGGUUAUUGUCGUCUAUGUAUACCAAUUUCCUAAAUCGUUAUGAAACCCUAAUACAAUCCUCGUUUUUUUUUAUUUAUAUCAUAGAUUUGUUUGUUUAAAAGUAAUAUGAUUUGAACUUGAUUUUUUUAAAUUUUCCGUUACUCUUUCUGUUACGUAGUACAAUAUUUUUUAGAAAAAAUUCCAAAGAAAAUAAAUUUUUAAUGGUAAAUGGAUUCUUAGGAAUAGGAUUUAUUUGUAGAAUUAAUUUUUGUUUUAUAAAAGCGUGUUUUGAGAAUAGGUGUAAUUGAAAAUAUUUUUUCGCGAAAAAUUCAAUUUCUGAUAUUUCAUCGUUCAAAUUUAAGAAAAAAAUAUACACAUUUUGAUUAUAUUGUAUAAUUAAUUUUAUUUUUACUAUAAGUUUAUGGAAUUUCUGUUUGUUUGUAAGAAUCGUUUCUUGAUUUUAAAAAUCUUUUCCAUUUUUUUCAUUCGUAUUGAAAAUGUUGUUAUAUGCUACUACUUUAAUAGAUUUUUUCUGUUUAUUCAAUAAUUGAUAGAAAAUUCUUUUACGCCGUCAGGUGUUUAAAGACUUUUUAGUGGUUUCUGCCUUUCAGCGUUUUAAUGGAUAAUUCCUAGCGAUUUUGUAUUGUCAAACACUGUAUCUAGCUAGUCAAUUUUUGCAAUUGAGUCUGUGUCAAAAAAAUAUGUAGGGGGAACAAAAUGUAUGUUGUUUUAGAUUUCAGUCAUAAAUAGAUACUUUAAAAAUCGCUAAUUGUAUCUUCAGUCCGGCUUUUAUACGGAUAGAAGUCUUUUUCGACAUUUUGGGGUUUCAUUUGUUGAAAGUAAAUUAUAAACAAAAUAAUUACUUAGUGGUGUUUAUUAUAAUGAAUAUUUCAAUGAAAAUUCUAGUGUUUAAAAAAAUGUUUGAUGUGCCUGUAAAUGUAAUAAUCUUUCGUACACUCUAUGUUUGACGUUAUUUAAUGAAAAAAGAAACAACUAUGCACUAAUUGUCGUAAGUGUUUUCAACAGGGAUAUAAUAUACGUCAAUAUAGUUGUGGAAUAUAUAGUUGUGAUAUUUAAUUAAAUGAUUGAAAAUAAUCAAUUUUUUUAAUGUACAAAAUGGAUUCUUCUAUAACGAUACUUGUUUUUAACUCUAGCUAGAUUAUAAAUUGUAAAGUGUCUACAUGAAAAGCAACGUUUCACUUCUUCAUUUGAGGAACUCACUGUGUCAUUAGAAAAAUAUAAAUACAGUCGCAUUUCGUUAAUACGAAACUCGAGGGAUUCUUAAAAGGUUGAGAACUAUCGAAUGCAAAGAAUAUCAAAUGGUUUAAAAUUUUAACUAACACUUUUGCCAAAGGUUCUGAUGUGUCGUCCUCCUCAUCUUCAUCGCUGAUUUUUUCAUUUGUAUCUGUCGCAGAUAAAAUUUUGCCAUCGGUUAGCGAACCGUAGACAGUAACAUCCACUCGAACAAAGUCGGAAAAACUCACACUGACUGAUGUCAACCAUGAAACCAGAUUUUUGAGGCAAUGGAAAAUCAUGUGGAGGGAUACAGUUCCUUGUCAAAUCAGUAAAAUAGCCAUCAGAACCGUGACAUUCGUUUGUGGAGAGAUUCUAAAACGAGCUUAACAAUUUCUGUACGAUAGAACGUCUCAAAAUUAUUAUGAAUGAUUCCUUGGUCCGAUGGUUGUAAUUUGGAAAUUUUAUUCGGAAAAAAGAAGUAGGGUUCUACGUUUGACAAUGUAGAAGGACUGUUAUGGACAGUGCAAUAAAUUAAAAAGAGAAAAAAUUUCCACUUUUGUAUAAAAGGAUUUUACUCCUUUGAAACACGGUUUCAUUGCUUUUCCUAUCACUAAGGGUUUAAAUUUUCCUAAUCCGUCCAUAUUCACUGCAAUUAAAACUAUCAACCUCUCUACAUUGUUUUUCAUAUGACAUUUUUCAUCUUUAAAAGCAAGCGUCUUGUCUUGUAAACAGUAUUAAAAAUGUUGUAGCAUUGAAAAUUUUACGAAUGACUUUAGGAAGGGUCUUCAUCAGGAAAAAUUCGUCUAGACUUACUAAAGUGAAGUGUAGCACGCCGAGAAAGCCUUUCUGGUUCAACUAUAGAAGGGCGUUGUAGUAGAAAGGUUAAAAAUAAGAUUGUGCAUAGUCCUUUGUAGAAAGAAAUGAAAUAAUUGAAAAAAAAUCGAUUUUUGAUUUUAGAAAUUGUUAAAAAUUUAGAGUUAAAAAAAUUUUUUGACCUGCCGUUUGAAGGGGACACUUAAAACAUUAUAAACCAACAUAUUUUGGUACGAGACUCGAAAAAAAAACAUAAAAUAGAUAAAGAAAUUAAAAUAGAGAUGAUAUAAAGAUCACAUCUUCUAUUUUAACAUUUUUUGUCAUUUCAUUAAAUUCUGUAUAAAAUUUUUGUUGCAUAAUUUUACAGUUUAUUCUAGAUUUCCUCACUAUUCAGAUUCCUUGCUUGGAUAUUUUAUAUUUCAUUAAAUUUAUUUUGUACCCCAAGCAUUUAUUUUGUCGCUAAGAUAUUUGAAAUAAGCCUUUCGAAUAUUUUGAAACUGUGGACACAUUUACGGUUAGUGUAGUAAUAAAUAUUUGGGAGUUGAUUGAUGUGUGGUUAUCAGAAGAAACUUUCUUGUACAAAACAUUGCCUACAAAAUGAUGUUUUGAUAAUAUUUCGUUAUUCUUAAAAUCGAGAUUAUCGAAGUGUUGUCAGAGAUUUUUUUCAAUUAGUUUAGAAAUUAUAUCUUAAAAAAAUCUAGAUAUAGAAUUAGAAAUAUAUAUAAUAAAUAUAUAUGGUAGAUGUAAAAAAUAAUAUUUUUGGAUUGUGUAGAAUAGUUUUUUCGGAUUACUAAAUAAUACAAAUAAUAAUAUUCAGGUGUUUUUUCGCUAUAUAUAUGUAGGUUUUCUUCUCGGAAAAGCACUCUAGACACGAAUGAUCGUUUUACAAUAUUUUCAAAUUUUAAAAAAUAAGUAUUAUAUACGUUUAGUUAAAAUGGCAAAAAGUUUUAAAAAUUGUUUAAAAAUAGAGAAGGUAGAGAUUUUAUUCAAAUUUUGGCUCGAAAUUUUACAGUUUUCUCUAAAAGUUAUAUAAAAACAUAAACAUCAUAAAAUCUGUGAGUUGUUUACAACAACGGAAUGAAAUCAGAAGAACGCACCUGCUAAAAGAUCCAAAUAUUCACAAAUAUAAUUUUCAUUCGCAAAAUAUAAUCACGAUCACAUGCUUCUUAACUAAAUUCUCAUUUUGCUUUCAAUUACUUAAAUUGAAAUAGCCACAUGAAACGACUUUUACGUGUUUUGUGAUGUUGUUUGUAUUUAACUGCUCAAAUUGUUAACCAGGGACAAGAACCAUUGCCUUACAGUUAUUUCUGAAGCAAAAGUAACUCUUAGUAAUUUCUUAGGAUAUUUCUCGAAAUAAACAACAAUAUUUUCUCAUUUCUCUAGUAGAAACGUACUUUUUAGAAAAAGUGGAAUUCCAUUAACUCUGUUACUGUAAUGCACCUCUAGAGAGUUAUAUUAAACUUAUAUUCGUCGUGGUUCACCUGAUACCCUUUUAUCUCCUACAAUUUGGAAACUUGACGAUUACCUAACUAUUUUUCUAUAUUUUUUUCCUUUUAUAGCUUAUUUUUAAGUAUUUCCAACCCAUAAUGAAGGCAAGGACACCUGCAGAACAUAUAAUCUCUUCUCCAUUACAUUCUUUGUAAUAGACGUUACUCCCCAUUUCUGGAAUCUAAUGCUAACAGUACAAUAUCUAGUGAUCAUUCCAAUGGUCUCCUGGGUCGCCUGAUUCUUAAAGUUAAUUUUUUUCAUUCUGUCUUGGCCAAAUUUCUUUGGAUAUCGUGCAAUCACUUCUAUUUGACCACAUAUCCUGAUGGUUGCUUUGUAGCACCGUAACUGACUCUUUGGCAUCCUCUUCUAAUUUUUUCUUAUCUGCUUUAGAGUUUCCUUCCACGCCAUAGUUUCCAGGUAUUGUAUUGUAGUUUUUUUAUUUGAUUCACCCUUAAUAGUCAGGAUAUUACAUCAAUUUUUCAGUCUGUACGACUAUUUGGAUCUACAGAUUUUUGGUUACCGAGUCAGUUGUUGAAGAUUCACAGUUUUUUUAUCAUUCAUGAUAAAUUUUUCAUCCCCUAGUUGUAGGAAUAUUUAUUUGUAUCCUUUUUUGUGAUCAUAUUAGAGGAAAUAAUAUGCAAUUUAGUUUAGGUUGAUUUUUUAACUAAUAAUAUAAUACUUCAGGUGUUAUUGUUAAAAUAAAAAACAUCUUCGCGAUAUUAUUGUAAAUGAUCCAAGUGUCUAGAUUAAAUUUAUACUAUCCGGGUAUAUGCAUGUAGAUGUACAGAUUCUUGGACGUUCAGUUCCUCAGCACUUUUAUAUUUUAUUUCAAUCAACAGAUUUGUAUAUAUAUUUUUUAACGUUGUUGGUUUAGAGAUCUUUUUUCUGUGAUUGUCAAAAUUUCUUUUGUAUAUAUUUUCAUUUUUUUGGCAUGUACAUUUGGGGGAAUGGAUGGGGUGGAGGUCAGGCCUAUUUGUUCUUGAGAAGAAAUCGAUGGUAAAGAUCUAAUUGAAUAGACAAAAAUGUUCGAAAAGAAAAUAUGCUUGUGAAACUUACCAUUUUAAUAUAUUCUUCAAAAAUAACCAGUAGAUUUUUCAUUCCGUUUAGUAAACAAGAUUAAAAGUGAAGUUAUGAUUUAAAACAAGACAAAAUAGGUAAUUAUAUUGCUUCUUAACCACUGUCAAUAAGGCUUAGAUCCGGUGAACAAACAAGCCAUUUUGAAACUGGUAUGUUUCCAAUAGUAAAACUUAGAGUAAAUGCUUUGUUAUAUUUAAAAAUAGAUUUAUCUACACUUUUUCCAAAACCUAACAUCAAAAUCAACUUAAAAUUUUGAUUAAAUUGAGAGUAAUGGAGUUUUUGCUUCGAUCAUAAUACCUCACCUGAACUUCACAGUGUCUCCGUUUACAUUUUGAAAUAGAUUUGGCAACCUGGAAACUGGAGCUCCAUCAAUCAAUUGAUCACUUGAUUUAAGGCACUGAAAAGGGCACCAUUUCCAAUUUUCCAUUGUCCAGUUUCGUUUUUAAAAGUUAUGCAAACAAGAACAAUCCCAAGAAAUCGUUUCAAAAUAGUGGUUUACAGAAAUUAUCAUUUCAGGUCUGGAUUUUUCCUAGAAAUAAAUCAAAGAAAUUCUGUUAUUCACAACUCUUCUACGACUUUGCUUUAGCCUGUUUUUCUUGAAUCAACUUCUCGUUCAAAUAUAAUCGUGCUAGAUUAUAAAUUUUAUCGAUAUACUCAACAGUGCUACUACAUAUUAAAAUUUUUAUAUUUAUUGCUAGAUAUUCUUCUGCUCUGAGAUUUUUGCUAAGGUGGAGGUGAAUGUUCUACCAGCCUACGCUACGAACUAGUGCUAGCAUGUACUAACACCUACUCCACUUAUGUCCCCCGCGGAAACCGUCAUUACUAAGAGGCAUUAGCUCUUCUUUAUUACUUUCCUGCAUUACCCAAUCAAUGCUGGUUGGUUGAAGAAUCAGACUGACAAAUUGGGCUCUUCUUGUUCUUCGUCCUGGUAAUUUCGGCACGAACCUACGUUCCUCUGUAAAUGGGAGCUUGCUGUUACAUAGCAUGAAGCCUUAGACUGUGUGUCAUUUUUGACGUUCUUCUCGAUCUUUGUCUUCAGAGCUAAGCAUUGCUUCGAUCAAGGUUUUAAGUGUGAUACCUUAUCCAGCGUGAACAUUAAAAAAACAUGCUCUGAGUAUUCCUAACUCAUUGUGGAAAAAUAUAGGGAUACUUAUUUGAUUAGUGUCAUGUCCUAAAUUUUGAUCUGCGGGUGAAUCAGGAAAUAAGCUCACAUAACUUCCAGGGGGUUAGGGGGAGUUCAAAAUGUUUUUAAAUUGUAUUGUCUUGGCUCUUCAGAGGGUGCUAUUUGUUAUUACAAUUAGAUUCUACUUAUAUCUUGCAAGAUAUAAAUUAUUUGAUUUUUUUAUUUUUUGGCUUUGACGGGGGACCCUCCUAACGGUUUCACAAGUCAAUUUUCUUGAAAUAUGUAAAUGUUUUUAUAUUUUAUUAAAGAAAUGGUUUACCUUGGGUCUACGCGAAAUUCUAUGAAAUAGUGAAUUGGGGUUAUAAUCUCAAAAUGAAAAUGAUUUUAGUUUACACUAGUGUCAAAUGUAUAACUUUUCUAGUUCGUUAAGUAUUUCGUGUAGGUCGUUGGGAAAGUAUAAUACAGUUUAUGAGGAUAUACUAUUUUCCUUACUAGUUGUACAAUAUACUAUUGUACCUUUUUCUUCUAUAGAAUUAAAUCGAUAAGAUGUUAACGAUUUUGCCAAAUGUUACAGACCUUAUUCGCUUUAACUAGUUUUAAUAAUAUUGUAACCGCCUUAUUGAGAGACAAAUAUUAGUAUUUUAGACUCUUUAAAAGUCUUUUUAGAUAUGUAUAUUGUUUAGACCUUUUUGCUCUCAUUUUUUCCCAAAUAAUGCACAGGGUUUCUAUAUAGAUUUAUCAAAAAAAAAAAAAAUAAAUUAACAGCGAAUUAGCGUAGUUGCCAAAAUUUUAUAGUCAUCGAAUUAAUUUUUUGCUUCUUACAAUUUAUUUAUGUUAAGUUUCUUUUUUUGGGGCUUUCGUUAGUAUUACUUAGUAUUUUAUUUUGAUGUCAUAUAUAUGUAACUGUGAAAUAACCUUUUUAUUAUUCAUUACUAAACUUCGUACCUUUAAUUAAUAUUUAUUUGGAGGUAAUUUUGACUUGAAAAAUAACAAAAGUUUGUUACUAUGCAAAUUUAUAGAGAUUAUUUUUAAUAACAUGUACUUAGUACCCGAAACUUUAUUAUUUUUUAAAUUGCAUUUUAUACAAUUCAUCCCCUAAAUUAGUAGAAUUUAUCUUAAAUAAUGUAAUUUCUGGAAAAAUUUGUAACAAACUGAUAAAUAACAAAAUCAUCAUCAAUAAGGGGGUGAUAAUCUUUCAUUUAGCUCUAUAUUUUAUGAAAGUUUUAUUUCGGUCCUUAUUCUCUCAGGCUAAAAUCAUUUCUGGUCCUUUAGGCUGCUUUUUUUACAAAACCUUCUGAACUGUUGUUAGUUACUAUCUAUUUACCCCUUAUUUAAUCUAGCCUUGUUAUUACCAACAUUUUCCCGAUAUAUUCAUUUGACAAGUGUUUUAAUUCUGUUCUACUAGUUUAUGAUUUUUUACUGAUUUUUUCCGUAUACUUUCAGUUACCUUAUUUUGUCUAGCCCCAUAUGUUUCAGUAUCUUUAACAAUAUCUUCAUCUAACAAUUGGUUCUUUUCUAUUUUGACUCUAAUAUAAGUUUCUUUCUUUCACCGAUGGUUACAACUGUGUCUGGAACAUCUAGGUAUGCUCGGUGUACUAAUAUAGCCUCAUCAAUUUCAUUAUUUUCAGUUUUUGGAUCUUAUCCUUUUACUGAUUUAGUUGAAUUCGAUUUAUUCAUUCCUCACUUUGUCUAGUCUAAUCAAUUUCACUGUUUUUCACCAAAUUUUCAUAUGACUAGUGGUUUUUUGUAUUUUCAAUUAUUGUACAAUCUAAUUCACACCCUUAACUGGCGCUUUCUGGGCAUAUUUGAGGAUCACAAACCAUAAAAAUGAAAAACGUAUGAAAAUUGAGGCGGCUAGAAUCAAAAUCCGCAAGGCCAUCUCAUGAAAUUUUCGGAAAAAUGGAAAAAAUUGUCACAAACAGACCAAUGAUAAAAAAUUAUCAAUUUUUUUACCAAUAAAUCAAUUUUUACUUCAUAACAGAGGUAAUGUAUGAUCGAGAACACCAAAAUAGUUUCAUAAAUAUUUAGAAAAAUUUAAAAUCAAUAUUUGGACUUGUCGGAUUUUCAUACUGAGAUUGGGAUUUGGCGGGUGGCGGUAUUUGAAAGAAAAAUAAGCUUAGACUGCAAAGGGGUUGAGCUAUAAAAGCUAUACUAAUUGUAAUUUUUACUCAAAAAUUAUUGCAAAGUAUCAUAAAAUAAAAUUUAAUAUUUUGUAAAAAGUAAACAAAAUCUUUAUUGUUAUACUAGGACACACAAUAUCUGUAUCAAUUUCCUCAUCAACAAUAAUGUUUUCAUCUUCUUCAUUGUUGAAAUCUUCGGUUUUACAAAUCUCGAAAAAAUUUUAACGUCUCGUGGUUUCUCCACCCUUAUCCAAAGUGCUUUUUAAGUAGUUUCGCAACAUCCUUUAUUUUUGCAGCUUCAAGACUAACCCCCUUGUUGAUGGCUUUUUCUUUCAUGUGAGACUUAUUAAACUUUGGUUUUCUGACAGAUUUUGCUUGACAAGUUUCAGUUGUAUAAGAGACAUUUCACCCUAGACCAGACUGUUUUUUUUAGCAUAAUACUUUUUGAUGGACUGAACUUGAAGUGCCUUUUUUGCACUUUCAGAUUCAGACUUUCAGUAUUUAACCGGGACAGUGACUCUUUUUUUUUUCAAAUCUGUUUCAAUCAAUCCAAACACCCUGUGGAAAAUAAAGCAUUAAGGCUAAACAAAUCGCAGAGGAUCGUGGGUAGUCACGUGACGAAACUAGGCGCUCCUAUUGGCGGAUUUUGAAACUGAAAAUGGCGUAACUGCCUUUAGACUUGGCGGAAAUUGCAACUAAACCUCAACUCUCAGAUAACAGUUGUUCUGAAUUUGGCAAUAACAAACUCAACUUCGAAAAAAUAUGGACUUGAAGGGUUUUGAUUCUAGGUACCUCAAUAAUUCAAAAAUUCAAUUUAUCGAUUAGUUUAUAACUAGUAAAACAGUAAUUUCACCGAAGGAGAGAUUUUUUGAAAUUUUUAGUUUGUUACAAAUUUGAGCAACGAUACACGUUACAUUUCUCGAUUUAAAAACAUUUUAAUGUAAGUCAAUAAGUGCAGAAAUUCAAAUCAAAAACAAUUUCUUGUUAAUAUUCAUAUACCUCAGGAAACUGCACCUUAUAAAAUGUACAAUUUUGGGUACGCAUAAUGAUUAAAAAUAUUAAUUUUUGGGCAAUAUGUUUUGUAUAUAUACAUAUAAUAUAAAGUUGGGUUGGUUAUGUAUUUUUAUAUUAGUUACCAUAUAUAGAGAUGCGCUUGUAACGGUUGUAGUUCAAUUGCAAUUUUUAUUAAUACUAAUUUUUUUUUCAUUCAUAUAGGUCUACAUGUUUCUCAAUAGAUAUCAGAGAAAAAUAGUUUGAAUCUUUUUAAUCACUUCCAAUAUUAAGAUAUAACAAAUAUUUAAGAUUUUUACUAUAUAUGAUCUAAAGGCUGCACUACAAAAUAGAAUUUUUUAAACGAUGUGGCAACAUUUCCAAAUAUUCGUUUAGAUUUUUUAGUCUUUCAUUCACUAAAUCAUUUUCAAACAAAAAAUUCAGUUAAUGGAGGUAAAUAUCGUUAGAGACAUUAGGGCCAGUACGGUACUGCACUUUGUUUACAAUGUUGUCAAGUGAAAUUUUAUAUUCACUUCAUUUAUUUUGGUAAUAUAAGAACAGAGCCUCUGAUUUAUUAAUUAACGAAAACAAUUUUUAAUCAGGGUGGCCUUAAAAAGAGUAACGGAUACCCAAAUGUAAAAAUUACGAAGUGAACGCCAUCUGUUAAUUUUCUUUCACACUUCAAUAGAAGUAAACAAUAAAACCAGAAUAUGAAUUAAUUUUUGUUGUUUCAUAAACAAUCUCAUGAGACUGGGAAGUUAGACCGACAAACUUUUAAUGGUUUUUUAAUUUGUUCACAUAAUACCGCUUCGCCUUCUUUUAGUUGUCUGCUUCUGACUCAAAUAUAUUUCGUGAUUUUAAAAUUUUCGUUAUUCUUAAACCGAUUCUUAAACACAACUUUUUGUUCUAAAUACAAAAACACGUUUAUGAAAUAACGAGAAUUGCAAAAUUGAAGAAAUUUCUACGAAAAUCACAAAAAACACAUAAGUAGCAUCAAACACCCUUACGGAUUGUAUUGUUAGAAGCCAAAUUUAGCGCCAUCUAGUGACACGUGAUUUUCUCCAAUAGACUAUCGAUUUCUUCUUUUCCUUUUUUUAGAAAGCUUCGUUGGAUAAUAUUUGUGUGGGAUGAGGAAAUUUUUUAUAAUGAAAAGGAUUCAUUGGAAUUAUCCCUGAUAUAUUUUUAAGAAGGAUAAAGGAAAUUUUUUUAUAGGAGGAAGGUUUAAUGGAGUUGGCCCUGAUAUAGGAGUUGCUCUUCUGUAGGGCUGGGGUUGAGGCUCGGUUUGAGGAUAUUUUUUUUUGUUUUCAAAAUUUUUCGAUCAUUUGACAUGACAUUUAUAUAUUGUCAACAAAGAGCAGGUUCGGACUGGUUAGAAUUGGUUUUUUUUUUCAAAUAAGUACUACUAGAAUACUUUUGAGUUAAAAAUUUAGAAAAAAUGUAGUUAAAAAUAGAAAAAAAUGAUAAUAAGCCCAGUUACAGUUUUCUUUAACAUAAAAAUAAUAUCCUUUUUAAAUUGAUAAGAAAAAUAACAAAAAAAUUUAGAAUGAAGACUAUGUUUGAUAAAAAUGAUUUUGGAUGUGUUGCUGUGUGAGUUUUGUAGAUUUAACUAUUAUAAUUAUUAGUGUUACACAAGACUGGUGUAGAAUCAUGUCAAUAUUUUAGCAAAUUAGUGGUGUUUGUACACCUUAUUAAAUGGUGAUAGGCUAUCUAGUAGUUAUUUGUAUAUUAACUAAAAUAACAUUGGAUUGUCGGAAUUAUUAUUUCGUUUAGACCAAUUGUAGGUGAUGAAAAAAAUAAAUAUUUCCAAAAUCAGCAUUCAAAUGAACUUGAAAUUGAAAAAAGAUGAAAAUUAUAUGAGUAAGUUUUUGUUAAGAUAGUUGACUAAAGUAAAACAUCUGCAACUGGCCUAAUAAAUUUUUUCAUACGCAAAUCAAAAGUACAUUUAACGAAUUUUUCUUUUAACUUGAAAAUAUAGUACAAAAUGAGAUUUGUUGAAAGUGAUUGUAUAUAAAAAAAUAUUUAUUAUAAUUGUAAAUAGUUUUACCGAUGGAAUGAUUUUUGGUUUGUCUUUUUUUAAAUAGUAUUUCGAUUGUAUGAGAUUUUAUUUGUUUAUAGAGGCCUUAGUAGUUGAAAUAAAACUACGUUAUUAAAUUUUAAUACAAAUCAUUUUAUUGAAAAUUACAGCACUUCCGAAAUGUCAUUUACAAAAUGUAAUGUUCGAAAAAAGAUUCGUUAAAUCUACUAAAUUCAAUUAACUGCUAAUUAUUGUAUUUGUUCGAGUACAAAUUAUAAAAAUCGUUACAAUAAUUGUUUAAUAACACAACACUGCUGUAUAAUGUAUUAUAUGUCAUUCAAUAAACAAAAUGUUAUAUUUAAUAUUCGUCUUUUAAAGUGUUUGCACAUUGAAAUUCAAAUUUUUCGAUUUAAAUUAGACAAUCUGUAGAAAUAUUUGUUGUAUAUCAACUAUUACACUAAUAAAAAAAUAUUUACUUCAAUAUUUGUGAUAUUUUGAGAUUUUUUAACGAAUCCAUCAAAAUUUAUUUUCUUUUUUUUUUCUCUAAGAAAUAUUAUAUGUAACGAAAAAGAGCUGCCCGUACAAAAAAACAUUAGUUUACACGGUUUUAAUAUCCUUGAUAAAUUUUGUUAUUAAUUUGGGUAGAAAAAAUAAUCUGUCACGUCUUGUUUAACAAAUAUUUAUUAACUCAACUAAAAUACAAAAUUUUGGUUUUAAUACUAAAAAAAAAAAUUAAAAGUGGCUAAUUUUUACUUUCUUUUUAUAGCUAUUUGAUCCCAUUUUUCUUAUGAUAGACCGACAGUAAUCCCCUGAUAUGUUUCCAACCCCAAAAUCUUUAAUGUCGUUAUUCGAAAACCUUAAAAUCUUAGUGAGAACGUUCCUCUUGCUCAUCACUCAUACUUUCUAAGUUUUCAGGGAAAAAACUCAUAUACGAGUGCAGAAAAUGACUGUAUAAAACUGAGAAUAUUUCGUAAUUAUACGGAUUUGUGGGCCAACAAAUAUCCCCUCUUACAGUUUUCCCUCUGUAGAAAGAUUUUUUUGUAAAUACCGGACUGUUUUUGUCCAAGUUUUUCAGAAAAUUUGCCCUAUAAUAUACUCAUUCCGAAUAGGCCAUUUUUUUACAUAUGUUGUUUUAAUAUUAUUUGUUUCUUCUUCUCCUAUCUUUGAAUGUCAAAGAAAUUAUCCACUGUCAUUUUUAACAAGCUUGCACUACUGUAAGAUCUAAUUAAUUUGGAAGAAUAUUAGGAACCUUUUGCAAACUUUCUACAUUUUUUGUUGGUUUUUAUGAUCAACAUUGUGGAUUACAGCAUCUGGAUGAACUACUAUUUGAUAUUUAUUGGUACUACUCUAGUUACUAUUAUUUGUUUCUUCUUCUCUUAUCUUCGAGUGUCAAUGUAUGAUCUAAAUAAUUUUGAAAAAUACUAGAAACUGUUUGCAGAUUUUCUUCGGUGGCAGAAUUACACCAAACGAAAUUAUCUGCAGGUGAGUUAUGUGGAAUAUUUGAGGAAUUCUUGAUAUUAUGUAAUAUUUGCACAAAGAAAUUUAUUAUUGAAACAGUAGUUUAGGCUUAAAAUAAUUUCCAAAUUUCCAGAAAAAGAAAUACUUUGUCAUUUGGACAAUGAUAUAUACUACAUAAAAUAUUUUUUAUUAAAAAGUAUAUUCAUUUAAAUAUCUUUUAAUGCCCAUUUAAUAAUGAAAAAGUAUUUUUCACAAAUAUUUAAAUCAAAUUAUUCAAGACAAUUAUUGGUUGGUGUUUCGAUUAAUGAUACAAGUUUUAUUCGGUACAGUAUUUAACCGAAUCAUUGAAAGUAUCCAAAUCAAUCAUGAAAUUAGUGAAAAAAAGGUAUUUACUUAUUUCAAAUUACGUAUUAUUUAAAGGCAUUAAAUGACUUAUAUUUUGAUUCGAAUAUAAAAUUGAUUGACUUGAUUAAAUUGGAAAAAAUAAAAUUUUCACAAGCGAAAUAGAAAUCUCAAAAUAUUACUGACUUAGUCCAUAACGUUUCGAAUGUGUGCUUAUAAAAUCCCUUCCAUAUAUUUGAAAAUUAGAUUAAAUCUUGGAGACAUUGCAGUGAUUGAGAUUUAUUGGUCCUAAAGCAUUAUUUUUAAUUUUAGGUCCUUAUUGGGGACUAAUAGGAAUCAUAUCAAAGAAAUUUGUGCUAAAUGGUGUAUUUCGGACUACUAAUUUUCAGAUUUUAUUUAUAAAAAUAUUUGUAGCAGGAAAUCCGAAAUACACGUACCGUCAACUUUUCCCAAAAAAUAUUAAUUUUCGCAUAAAUAGUGAAAUAAUACUUAUAAACAUUAGCAGGGUAUUCGUUUUGUGUGAUUAUUUGUAAACGUUCAUAUUUUCUGAACUAAAACUGACGAGUUUGUUAGAACAACUUUUCGGAAUAUUCAGAAAAAUAUGUUCAAAAAUUUCGACUGCACAUACUGACUGCAUCAUUAACCUGCCACUGUUGUUAGUUGGACCAAAAUAAUAUGAAACGUGAUUAUGCUGCCAACAGAAAAAAAAUUUCCAUUAAAUAAUCAAUUCUUUUGAUAAUAACAGUGAAUAAAUAAAACACACUGUAUAUUUCGGUAGUAAUAGUAAAUAAACAUUGAUUCAAAAAUUUUGUUUCAACUGUAACCAGCAUAAUUACCAAAAAGUGUAAAAUACAGUUGGAAAAAUUUGGAAAAAGGCGUGGGUAGGUCAAAUUUACAUUUUUUUUUUACAAAAAUUAGAAACCAUUGGAAAGUAGAAAUAAUUUAUUUGAAGCUGAGAAACUUUUUUCUUCGUUUAUUUCCAAGUAUUCUUCGGAAAACUUUCUUUACUGAUAAAUUUGAGGCUAUAGAAAAUUUUACAAAUAGAAUUUGUUUUUACUUUCUCGCAAUCUUUAUAUAAAAUGAUAUAAAUAAAUAAUUACGAAUGGUGUUGUAGGUUGAGAACUGAGUUUUUUAAUUGCCGACGUUUCGACCCUUUAUUUGAUCAUUAUCAAGGCUCUGUGUCAUAUGUAUUGUCUAUAGAUUCCAGUUUAAGAUGUGAUUUUUUAUACAGUUGAAAACCCUAAAGCCGAGCUUGUUACAGGACCGUACUUCAUACUUAAGAAAUAUUUUGCGGUUUCGUACAGAUAAAUUAUAAAUAAUUACGUAGAAUUAUUAUAUAAUGUGAAUGUGAAGUUUGGAAAAGAUAUAAAGUGAUUUUCCACUUAUCAAAUGGAAUUCUUUAAUAGUUUCAGGUCAGAAAAUUUAAAUGUUUCAUUUCGGUUGAGACUUGAAAAAGAUACUCACGGAAAAUUUGCCUUUUUUUCUUAAUUUUCUUGUAUUUCAUCUUUAUCAAUAUUCAAAAUCAUUUUUAUAAGACGCUUUUUAUUUGUAGUACAUUAUGGCGCCUCUGAUUUGUACCAAUAACGAUGCCGCGCCGUGUUUCCCCUCUGAUGUUUACGUGCUGAUCACGCCCUGAUCAUUGUUUUGAUGUAUUAUUUUUUUUUUUCUAUAAAUAGACUUUAGUUAGGACAAUAAUAUCAAUUUAUCCCUCAUUCUAAAUAUAUCAAUUCGAAGAUGAAACCUGCACUAAAUUUUAUCCAGUAUAUUCAUAUUAUCAUGAAAAAUUUUGCUACAACUAGUUAUCAAUCAAAUAAUCGAUUUUUGAAUAAGUAUUGAAAAUAAGUAGCUAAAUUUGGCAAUAACGGGGCAAGUAAGAAUACAAUUUAUUUUCAAAGUAAUUCUUAUUAUGAAUAUUGUUCUUCUUUUUCAAAAUCCGGCCAUACGAUAAUGCAAUGUUGCCCAAGUUAAAGUCACUUUUAAUUUCAAUUAUUUCUCUUGAACAUUACUUAAUCGAGUCUUUUUUUCAAAAUUCUUUCUAUAAUUUUUUAUUGUAUUGAAAACUCAAGAUCGUGUGUAAAUUCCUAUUGACUCGUAUUGCGUAUUAGCGGAAAUCAAGGUCGCGUUCUCGAUUCCCAAAAGAUAAAUCAAGGUCUAGAUUACUUUGUAAAUCUACCAAACUGAUCUAAAUCACGGUCAGGCUCAGAAUCAAAGAAGUCCCAGAUCACAUUCUUGACCAGUAGAAGCCGCCUCAAGAUCUAAAUCACGUUCGGGUUCUAGAAAAUCUAAAUACCGUCAGGUUCCAGAAGAUCUAGAUCAUAUUCGGGCUCCAGAAAAUCUAGAUCAGUUCUAGAAAACCGGAUUCUAGAUCACGAUCUGGUUAGGUUGAAUUAGAAAAUGAAUGGAAACCAAGGUCGCGUUCAGGAGGCACAAAACAUAAAUCAAGGUCUUGAUUACGUUCUGAAUUUAUCAAAAUGGACUCAAGAUCUAGAUUACGUUCAGAUUGGGGAUCAAGGAAGUCGAGAUCGCGUUCAGGUUUCAUAAGUCCGGAUCACGUACUUAAUCAAUAAAAGCUGUUUCAAGAUCUAAAUCACGUUCGGGUUCUAGAAAAUAGAGAUAUCGUUCAGGUUACAAAAGAUCUAGAUCACUUUUGGAGUCUAGAUAAAAUAGUGGGAGUUCUAGAAAACCGGAUUCUAUAUCACGAUUUGGUUCGGUUGAAUUAGAAAAUGAAGGAAAUAAACGGAAAUCAAGGUUGUGCUCUCGAUCCCCAGAUGAUAAAUUAAAGUCUAGAUUACUUUCUGAAUCUGUCAAAGUGACCUCAAAAUCUGGAUCACGUUCGGGCUUAUAACAAUGCAAUGUUGCCUAAAUGGAAUGUAAUAGUUAAUUUCAAGUGGUUCUUUUGAAUUUACGGUACUUUAAUUUGAGCAUUUCAAAUAAUUUAAUAUUGGUUCGAAUCCUUGAACACAUACUUAGAUCCAGCGCACAAAAAAAUUUGUUUUACCAUUAAUAUUUGCUAAACUCUGAUUAAGACUUUGUUUUUCUACGUAAUGGUAAUUUCUACAUAGUGUUAACAGUACUGAAUAGUUUUAAGGUUGUGAUGGAAUCCAGUCCAACUUUUCCAACUGUUUCGAUUAAUAUUCGUACAAAUCAUCUGUCGAUGUUUGAAAAAAAAAUGUACUAGUUACUAAUUAUUGUGAUUUGGCCUGAAAUAAUAAUUGUAAACUUAAUGUAAUAUAGACUAUCUGCAUGUAUCAUAGAUUAAAUUUAUAAUAACUGUAAAAGCUUGCAUAGGGUUUUAUUAAAUAUUUUAGUAUGUUUUUCUCUCUAUGAAUAAUUAAUGUUGCAUUUUGUGAAAGAGUACUUGACUUUACUGAUGUAGAUACACAUUUGUGGAUACAAAAUUAUCCAUAUCAUGUGUAUUUGCAGUAAUAAAGCUUGUUCAAUGCUUAA
Diorhabda carinulata is the source of this 22838-nucleotide messenger RNA. It is a transcript of the gene Hipk, whose product is annotated as homeodomain-interacting protein kinase 2. The coding region runs from base 715 to 4494 and encodes 1259 amino acids. The transcript is spliced from 18 exons. The record is from RefSeq and is a predicted model, not a curated record. Gene Ontology annotation, cellular component: nucleus; cytoplasm. Lineage: Eukaryota; Metazoa; Arthropoda; Insecta; Coleoptera; Chrysomelidae. Gene Ontology annotation, biological process: peptidyl-serine phosphorylation; peptidyl-threonine phosphorylation. Gene Ontology annotation, molecular function: ATP binding; protein tyrosine kinase activity; protein serine/threonine kinase activity.